AUGGCUAUAAGCCCUGGUAAAUCUGUUAUCUUGAUUUGGAAGCUUGCAGUGUCGUUCUCGGUGUCGGUGUUGCUGGUUGCUUUGCUGUGGGCUCUGUUAGUGGCAUCGCACGAGAUUGGAUUUUGGAUGGCAAGGGAAAGAGCAUCUCACCGUAACAGGGCAAUGGUAAACGUGCAUCUAUUCAGAUGUGUUGGAAUGGUGGAGGAAAUGGCCCCGACUGACCUUCUGUCUCCACCAUUGCUAGAGAAGGGAUCUUCACACGAUCUUAGUCGCCUUAGAGAUCAUUGCACGAUCGGAAAUGAGAACAGCUCGGCCUUACGAGGAGGAGCUUCCUUAGCUCUAUCAUCUAUGACUCGGGUCAACACAUACACAGUCUCCUUCCUCGACGUGUACCCCGUCGCCAGCGGUUCGGCGGUCACCGGCCUCUUCAUCAUCGGGGACUCGUCCGUGAAUUGCGGGGAUAACGUCUUCCUCUUGCCGUUCCUACAGACCAACGCCACCUCCUCCCUUUGUGCGAAUGCUGACACGCCGCUCGUCCCGGAUAUCCUCUACAUUUUUGACAAAUUUUCAAUUAAUAACCCUGAUCUCGUAGGGCUAUUUUUAUUAUAUUGGACACAAGUUAAUCAUAAUUUCAAUUUUAACAAACGUAGGUUCCGUGGGCAUAUAUGCCCCACGGAGACUGCACCUCCGCCUCGCGUCUUAAGUACAUCACCAUGCCCUGUUUAUGUAUUUUUUUUUGUUUGUAAUGCAGCCGAGAAGCUCGGGUUGCCACGUGUACCGCCUUUUUACGGCAUGAACAGGACAACCGAGGGCGUCAUCAGCGGCCUGAACUUCGGGUCGUUGACGGCGGGGCUGCUGUACUCUGAGAGGUUUAGUCUCCAGGGAGUGAACACGCAGCUGCGCCAGGCGUUGGAGGCGAUGCAGCUGCUGCAGAUAAGCUACGGGCAGGAUCGCGCAAGGGAGCUGGCCUCGCGGUCGCUCUUCUACAUCUCCGCCGGCGCCAACGACUACCUCCGCCUCUUUCUGCCCAACGUCUCUGGCGUGCAGCGAAAAUUCGCAAGCACGGCCUUCGCCCGCUUUCUCGUCCGUCAGAUGUCCCGCGUCAUCAAGGAUCUGUAUGGCGCAGAUGUAAGGAAGAUUAUAUGUGCGGGGAUCCCGCCACUUGGUUGCACCCCGAGGCUUCUGUGGGAGCGCUACAAUUCUUCGGGUGGUAUCAGCAGCAGCCUCAUGGAAGGAGCCUGUGUUGACGACGUGAACAAACAGGUCCUCGAGUUCAACGUGCUGCUUUCAUCAGAGAUCGCCAAGUUGCAGGACGAGCUGCCUGGAUCGAAGAUUCUUUUCUGCGAUGUCUACCAAGGCAUCAUGAACAUCAUUCGCGAGCCCCGAAGGAUUCUCGAACGUCAAAAACGCGUGCUGUGGGGUGGGGCCGUAUGGAGGCAGGCUGGGGUGCAGGAGAGAUGGGACGGUGUGCAGCGACCGCGAAACACGAGUUUGGUGGGACUUAUACAACCCAACUGCAGCAACAAACUCGCUCCUCGCGGAGUGGAUGUGGGCCGACGGACCCCUGAGCAUCUGUGCCCCUGUCAGCAUCCACCACUUGACAUUCACGUAAGCAUCUCGGCCAAUUCAUGUGGACACUUGGAAGUGUAAGGAACUCCGUGUGUGGGUGUGUGUGUGCGGGCGCAGGGGAGCGGCGUUCUAAUGGAGCAACUUAAAAAGCGUGAUGGAACAGAACCAGCAAAUAUUUUGUGCUUCUGAAUUCCAGAACAAGUCAUGUUGAUCCUGUAACUUUCAUUUGUAAAAGCAAUGACCGAGUAAAAAUAGCUCA
Molecule: messenger RNA, 1828 nt
Organism: Nymphaea colorata (pocket water lily)
Lineage: Eukaryota; Viridiplantae; Streptophyta; Magnoliopsida; Nymphaeales; Nymphaeaceae
Exons: 8
Coding region: 1-1650 (549 amino acids)
Molecular function (GO): hydrolase activity, acting on ester bonds
Source: RefSeq, a predicted model, not a curated record